GAAUUGUAGUUUUGGCGUGUUUAAUGAGCGGCGUUCUGCUAAAAAGACCGGACUCGACAAGUUCUAGGCAAUAUGGGGAAACAAAGCUGGUAAAAAGAAACUGCACCGUUUCUUGGGCCUUGGUCCCGGUGUUGCCUUUUGUUACUCAGGCAUAAGAUACCAUUCUGGAGGGCAGGGCCAAGGCUUGCCCCGCCCCUCAACGGAGAGCGCGCCCUCAUGCAAAAUGGAGCCUAGAAGGCUUCAGACCUGGUAUAGCGCUGAUUGGUUGAGGGCCGGAGGGCUUCCGGGAGGUCCCAGUCCACCGUCUGACGGCUGAGAAGAGUUUGCACGUGGAUCGUCGUUCGAGUGGGCUAGAUGGAGACAGCCCCCGAGCCGGGCAGCGAUGUUCCGCCCAAGAAGGGCAAAUUUCAGGCCAAGAAGAAGAAAGUGCGGCGAUACUGGGAGGAAGAGGCCACACCGACCGCUGCUGGAGUCUCUCUAGGGCUCCCUCGUAACAAGAAGAGGAAUCGAGAGCUCCGCCCCCAGAGGCCAAAGAACACUCACACCCCAAACAAGUCUCACAUCUCCAAGAAGCCCCAGGUCCCGAAGAAACGCCGAGAACGGAGGAAUCUUGAGCCUCAGCGGAGCUUGUCCGGGGCCCAGGACCCAUUCCCAGGCCCCGCCCCUGUCCCCGUGUCUGUGGCUCAGAAGUUCCGUCGCAUUGACAAAUCCAGAAAGCUGCCACCUUCUAAAUCCAAAACCAGAAGCCGACUUGAGGUGGCUGAAACUGAGGAAGAGGAAAUAAGUGUCAAAGCUGCUCGUUCGCAGCUGCUGCUUGCUGAGGAACCUGGGUUUCUGGAAGGUGAGGAUGGAGAAGACACAGCGAAGAUAUGCCAGGCAGACAUUGUGGAGGCUGUGGACAUUGCAAGUGCAGCCAAGCACUUUGACUUGAAUUUGCGGCAGUUUGGACCCUACCGGCUGAAUUACUCUCGAACUGGGAGACACCUGGCUUUUGGAGGGCGCCGGGGUCAUGUGGCCGCCCUUGACUGGGUGACAAAGAGGCUCAUGUGUGAGAUCAAUGUCAUGGAGGCAGUGCGGGACAUCCGGUUUCUGCAUUCUGAAGCACUGCUUGCUGUCGCUCAGAAUCGCUGGCUUCACAUCUAUGACAACCAGGGAAUUGAGCUCCAUUGCAUCCGCCGCUGUGAUCGCGUCACACGGCUUGAAUUUCUGCCUUUCCACUUCCUCCUGGCCACAGCUUCAGAAACAGGGUUUCUGACCUACCUGGAUGUGUCAGUGGGGAAGAUUGUGGCAGCUCUGAAUGCUCGGGCUGGACGGCUCAAUGUCAUGACCCAGAACCCUUAUAAUGCUGUCAUCCAUCUGGGACACAGCAAUGGUACUGUGUCUUUAUGGAGCCCAGCUGUGAAGGAGCCACUGGCAAAGAUUCUCUGUCACCGUGGUGGGGUCCGGGCUGUGGCAGUAGAUUCUACAGGCACGCACAUGGCCACCUCUGGUCUGGACCACCAGCUGAAGAUCUUUGACUUGCGAGGGACUUUCCAGCCUCUGAGUGUCCGGACCCUGCCCCAGGGAGCAGGGCACCUGGCCUUUUCCCAGCGGGGACUGCUGGCUGCGGGAAUGGGUGACGUGGUCAACAUAUGGGCAGGGCAGGGCAAGGCCAGCCCACCCUCCCUGGAACAGACCUACCUUACCCACCGGCUCUCAGGCCACGUGCAUGGCCUUCAGUUUUGCCCCUUUGAAGAUGUGCUGGGAGUGGGGCACAGUGGGGGCAUCACCAGCAUGCUAGUCCCUGGGGCUGCUGAGCCUAAUUUUGAUGGCCUAGAGAGUAACCCAUACAGGAGCCGAAAGCAACGCCAGGAGUGGGAGGUGAAGGCCCUGUUAGAGAAGGUACCUGCAGACCUCAUUUGUCUGGAUCCACGAGCCCUGGCAGAGGUUGAUGUCAUCUCUUUGGAGCAGGAAAAGAAGGAACGGAUAGAGAGGCUGGGCUAUGACCCAGAGGCCAAGGCUCCCUUCCAGCCAAGGCCCAAGCAGAAGGGCCGCAGCUCGACAGCAAGCCUGGUGAAGAGGAAGAGGAAGGUCAUGGAUGAGGAACACCGGGACAAAGUCCGGCAGAGCCUUGAGCAGCUGCAGAAACAAGAAAAAGCAGCCAAGCCCAUGGGAGUUCGGCCAUCUGCCCUGGACAGAUUUGUGUGCUGAGCCAGGUUCCAGAGUGGCCUGAGAACAACAGUCUCCCCUAAAGAUCACCUGUGGUUAAAUGACCCUGUUCCCUGGAAGGAGGAGGGGGCAAGUGUCCCUUCCCCAACUGGGAGUGGACAACUAGCUUCUGGGGUGGCUUGGUAUUAAAGAGGAAGUUGGGUUUUCUGGAUAAUGUA
Messenger RNA from Pteropus alecto (black flying fox), 2366 nucleotides. It is a transcript of the gene WDR46, whose product is annotated as WD repeat domain 46. The transcript has 15 exons. Gene Ontology annotation, biological process: maturation of SSU-rRNA from tricistronic rRNA transcript (SSU-rRNA, 5.8S rRNA, LSU-rRNA). Gene Ontology annotation, cellular component: 90S preribosome; nucleolus; small-subunit processome. NCBI's taxonomy places the organism in Eukaryota, Metazoa, Chordata, Mammalia, Chiroptera, Pteropodidae. Gene Ontology annotation, molecular function: protein binding. The record is from RefSeq and is a predicted model, not a curated record. Bases 355 to 2190 code for a protein of 611 amino acids.